AUGCCGCAUCCCUACGCUGUCCUGCAUGCAGGCACCGAGGAUUGGCCAGAUGGUGCUCUGCUGCUCGAUCGCGAGCGUAUCCCCGAGCGCGUCGUCCAUGCCAAAGGUGGUAGUGCACACGGUGUCUUCACAUACACGCGCCCAAAUCCAGAACUCAGCAGAGCCAAGCUUUUCAGCGAGGCGGGCAAGAAGACGCCCAUCACAGCGCGCUUCUCGACUAUCGACGUGGGACCGCAAGAAUUUCCACUCCACGAGCUUGGUCAGCUUGAGCUAAAUAGGAACGUCCCGAACAACUUUACCGAGAUCGAGCAGAAUGCUUUCAACCCUUCUCACCUCGUUCCGGGCCUGGAAUCAUCCGCAGACCCUCUCCUUCAGUCACGCUUGUUCUCCUACCCUGAAACGCACCGCCACUGCAUCGGCCCCAACUACCAGCAGCUGCCAGUGAACAUACCUUCUGCCAUCAAGCACACUAGCGGCAUGUACAACUUCCAGUGCGACGGUGCUUCCACGUUCCUCAAUCAGGGUGCGCGUCCGAUCCAUCUUUCGUCACUUGAUCCACCGCACUUUAUUGCACCCGACUACGAGCCCUACCGCGUCGCAGAAGCCCAAGACGGUCACGCGACCUUGUUCCUCUCCGGUGUCAGCCCACAGGACUUUGUCCAGCCGCGCGAGCUAUACUGCCGCAUAUUCAACGACACGCAGAGUGAGAUGUUCCUCAAGGAUGCCAGCCGGCACAUGUCCACAAGCACAAGCAAAGAUGUGCUCGCGCGCCCCAUCUCGGUCUUCCACCAGGUCGGUGUGCCUCUCACAGCGCAAAUCGCCAAAAAUGUCAGCGUGCAGAGUUACGAGAAGGAUCUUGCCAAGAUGCGCUUCAUGGGCAGUCACAACCAUAGCGCUGGCUUGUCGACUCAGCAGAUGAUCGCCGAGCUUUACCCGCAAAAGUACUAUAGCAACGGCAAAGGUGCGCCUCCCAGUAAUAGUAAAUUUGACAAAGGCUACGCAAAGAGCAACGGAAAACCCAAAUUCACUCCCAAUGACAGUGUUGCAGGUGAGUACAAUCCGCGCCGCAAGCAUCAGGAGCCAACCUCUCCUCUCGCCAAGGUGAAGCAAACUUUGAGCUAA
Tilletiaria anomala UBC 951 is the source of this 1122-nucleotide messenger RNA. Its product is annotated as heme-dependent catalase. Bases 1 to 1122 code for a protein of 373 amino acids. Gene Ontology annotation, biological process: hydrogen peroxide catabolic process; response to hydrogen peroxide. The record is from RefSeq and is a predicted model, not a curated record. The transcript is spliced from 4 exons. Gene Ontology annotation, molecular function: catalase activity; heme binding. Gene Ontology annotation, cellular component: cytoplasm. NCBI's taxonomy places the organism in Eukaryota, Fungi, Basidiomycota, Exobasidiomycetes, Georgefischeriales, Tilletiariaceae.